ACCUGUAGCAUUGCAUUAUGGGUAAAUUUUCAUCCAAUAUGUCAGCGCGUUUUUCAACUUCUGCUCACGAGGCGCAGCAGAGUUUGUCACCGAUGUUCUUACCAUAUUUUGAUGUCUUCUGUGAUCUAUUAUUAUACAGAACCAAGGCAACAUAAAAAAUAUUUUGUUUUAUAUGAUAAAAAGCAACAUGUUUGAUGGUGACAUCAUCUCUACGUCUGUCCUCCUAUAGAUGAUAACAAAAGAAGAAAAUGAGAAUCUACUUAACUACAAACUUUUAUCUGCCGAGACCAGAGAAUGAAGAUGAAAAAAAUAUUGUUCCUUCAUGGAAGCUGAGAAUGGAGGGUCAUCUUCUAGAUGAGAUGCAGGCUUUUAAGACUGAUGGUCCAAGACAGAAACAAAAGUUCUCAACAUAUUUCAAGAGACUUGUGAUAGAGUUGGACAGGGAGUUUUAUUUUCUUUAUGGACAACUGACCACAAAGAAGGAAGAUUUAAAGGAUUUGAUGGCAGAUUAAUGAUUGUUUGGAAAUUAGUGAAUUGUAGGAUGUAUUUUCCUUAUCAACAGUGGUUGGCAAGGAAAAUGAACCUGGCCAGACUUGGAUUUUUAGACCAAGUUGUCAACGGGUUGGUUUUGAGAUUUGGAGAAUGGUAGACUUCUUUUCCUGUAUGUCUUCUUAUAGAAAAAAAUAUACAUGCACUUAUAAUUAAGAUGUGUGAAAAUUAAUUCUGAAUUGUCACUUAUCACCAAAUAUAAACUAUUUUUAAUGGCUAAUUUGAUAACUGAUUACAGCUACAUUUACUAUUUACCAGUUGUUAAUUAAGUGUUUUACACUCAAUAGUUUGUAGCAAGUCAAAGUCAUAACCAGCUUUAUGCAUGAAUCACCCAUGAUAUAUUUGACAAUGUUUAGCAAAUUAAAACAAUGGACCAUA
Molecule: messenger RNA, 927 nt
Organism: Pocillopora damicornis (cauliflower coral)
Lineage: Eukaryota; Metazoa; Cnidaria; Anthozoa; Scleractinia; Pocilloporidae
Source: RefSeq, a predicted model, not a curated record